Messenger RNA from Morchella importuna, 567 nucleotides. RefSeq lists its product as uncharacterized. Gene Ontology annotation, cellular component: nucleus; cytoplasm. The record is from RefSeq and is a predicted model, not a curated record. NCBI's taxonomy places the organism in Eukaryota, Fungi, Ascomycota, Pezizomycetes, Pezizales, Morchellaceae. Gene Ontology annotation, molecular function: protein binding. The transcript is spliced from 3 exons. The coding region runs from base 1 to 567 and encodes 188 amino acids.
AUGACAACGGAUGCUAUCAUACCCCACCACCAGUCAAGCUCCAAAUAUCGAUACAUCACGAUGGCUACAAUCCACAGUCUCCCCGUCGAUCUGAUUCUCAUGAUCGCCCAUAACCUCUCCCUGAAGUGCCUCCUCUCACUAUAUCGCACUUCCCGUCACAUCCACAAGCUCCUCGCCCCCACAAUCCAAGACAUCGCCCUCGAGGACAAGAACGGCGUGUGCGCUCUCCUCUGGGCCGCCCUCAACGGCCACGAACCCCUCGUCCGCCUCGUCCUCGACAAAGGCUCCACCUCAAUCGACAUUGAAUCCGGCUCCCGCGGGACCGCACUCCACCGCGCCGCCGGCAGCGGCCACGAGCGCGUUGUCCGCACCCUCAUCGAGAAGGGCAUCGACGUCAACAUCGUCGAGUCCGUCGGCUCCACCACAGCCCUCCACUGGGCCGCCCUCAAGGGCCACGAGGAGACCGUCCGCGUGCUCAUCGAGUCCGGCGCCGACGUCACGCUGCAGGACGCAGGGCAGGAGACAGCCCUCCACUGGCCGCACGCAGCCGCCAGGUCGCCGUCCUGA